UUUUUGGACUCCUCGAGGAACCGUCGCUAGGAGGCUGAACGAGUAGUUUCUAACGUUCUCUGUGGUUGCCACGGCAACGGGAGAAAACACAAGAGGUGUGCGCGGCAUCAGGGAAGAUCCACAGCAUCUAGAUGCGAUCGGCGCCCGGAAUCUGCGGUACCGAGGAGGAGCCUCUGUUAUCGGAACAAUGCCUUAAAUUGCAAGCGUGGACUGAGCGUUAAUAGAGCGGCUGACGGCAUCAUGGAGGAGAUUCCAGUAAAAGUAGCAGUGCGGAUUCGGCCUCUUCUGUCAAAAGAGAUUCUUCACAAUCACCAAGUGUGUGUGAGGGUUGUUCCCAAUACACAGCAGAUCCUAAUUGGGAAAGACCGCGUCUUCACAUUCGAUUAUGUCUUUGGGAAAGCUGCAUAUCAGGAUGAUGUUUACAGCAACUGCAUCAAACCCCUAUUGGUGUCCUUGAUUGAAGGAUACAAUGCAACGGUGUUUGCUUAUGGACAGACUGGCUCUGGAAAGACCUACACAAUCGGAGGUGGCCAUGUUGCUUCUGUUGCUGACGAAGAAAAGGGUAUAAUUCCACGUGCCAUCCAGGAGCUCUUCCAGUUAAUCUCUGAAAACCACAACACUGACUUUAACAUUACAGUGUCUUAUAUAGAAGUUUACAAGGAAGAUCUGCGGGACCUUCUGGAACUUGAAACAAAUGUAAAAGAUAUUCACAUUAGGGAAGAUGAGAAGGGAAACACAGUUAUCAUUGGUGCCAAGGAAAGCCAAGUAGAAAGUGCAGAUGAAGUUAUGAGUCUUCUUGAAUCUGGAAGCGCAGCACGGCACACUAGUACCACGCAAAUGAAUGAACACUCCAGUCGUUCUCAUGCAGUCUUUACAAUUACCAUAUGUCAGCAAAGGGACAAAAACGUCAGCGUUGCUGAAAGUACUACUGCAAGGUCAGUUCAGAUGAUCACAUCAAAAUUUCAUUUUGUGGACUUGGCAGGCUCAGAAAGAGUGACAAAAACUGGAAACACCGGAGAGCGAUUUAAAGAGUCAAUCCAGAUAAACAGCGGUUUGCUUGCCCUGGGUAAUGUUAUAAGUGCAUUGGCUGAUCCCAGGAGAAAAAGUGCGCACGUGCCUUACAGAGAUGCUAAGAUUACUCGCAUUCUUAAAGACUCCUUAGGUGGAAAUGCCAAAACGGUCAUGAUUACAUGCAUUAGUCCUUGUACAUCAGACUUCGAUGAGUCUUUAAAUUCUCUUAAGUAUGCCAACCGAGCUAGAAAUAUAAAAAACAAGCCAAUCGUAAAUUAUAACCCAGACUGGGACAGAAUGGAUGAAAUGGAAUUGGAAAUUAAAGCACUUAGGGAAGCUUUACAGAACCAGCAGAGCAGCAGGGUAAGCCGACUAAGCCAACUGUCUCAAGACUGGGGCCAAGAAAAGAGCAAGAUUCGAGGUCUAGAAGAGCAACUUGCACAAUUUCAACUGGAGUGUUACAACCACAGACUCUGUACAGAGGAAGCUUUAUCUUUAUUCCAUGAAUUGAAGGUCGUGUCUGGCCUUACAAAAUCCCAAAAGAAUCGACUCGAGAGCUGGCUGGUUAUGGCAGAGGAGCUAAGAAGUGAGACGGCCUCUAUUCCUGGACCUGACGAUGCAAUCACCAGUGGCAGAGAGGAACCACAUCAUAUCACCAUACUACAGCUUAAAAGGGAGCUAAAGAAAUGCCAGGACGCUCUUGCAGCAGAUGAAGAAGUAUUCGCUAAAAAGGAGCAGGAGCUGAAGGAGUUUCAGGAGAAAGUUGAAGCCUUACAGAAAGACACUCAAGAUUAUCAGGAAUCUUUGGAGGAGACCGAGCACAGCAAGAAUCUACAGACGGAGAAACUUGUGGAGCAACAACUUCUUAUUGAUGAACUGAGGAAUAAAGUGGAAUUGCUGCAGAAUGAAUCUUCACGAGAUUCUGUGAGGGAGCAAGAAAAUAUAACCAAGAGACCUUAUAGUGUACCAUUGAGUCACCAAUCUGAAAUGAUAGCUGCAAGCUUCAGGCAGUCUACUCACCUAUCGGAACCAAGGAAGGUGCGCACCAGUCCUCCCUCAUACUCUUUGGAAAGAGUAGUUGCUGGGUUUCGAACUCGCAGCCAGAUGCUUUUGGAUUUAAUAGAAGAGCAGGAUGAGGUUUUGCAUGAAAAGUUCUCAGAUCAUAGCGACGAGGAAGAAGAAAAAGCAGAAAAAGUGAAUGCAAACAAACCUAAAUCUCCAUUUAGACGGUCCAUCAAUCGCACAUGGACCCGAAGACCUGUGUCUGAGAUUGGAGAGCUAAAUAAUGGUGCUGUACAGACCUCUUCCAUCAGUGAGGAAUUGAUGGGAACUAAUAUGGAAUCAGUACGAGAAAACCAGAGCCUUCAUUUGAAAAAACUUAAAACGGCUGAACUUCGGCUUGCUGAUGCAAAACAGAAGAUGAGGGAGCUGACAAUUAAUAUCAAAAUGAAGGAGGAGCUGAUUAAUGAACUUGUUAAGACAAGUAAUGGUGCUCAGUCCAUGAACAAGCAUUAUUCUGUGAAGAUUGCCCACCUGGAGCAAGAAGCAGAUCAGGCAAAAACCGAAUUAUCGGAAGCUCAGAAACAGCUGCAGGAACUGGAGGACAAAGAGUCAAGGGAUCAGGUUCAAAAAGCAAAGUUACAGAAAGACUUUCGUAAGAAGAUGGAGGCUGCAAAAAUAAAAAUGCAGAUAGUACAGAAGAAGCAGCAAGACACAAAAAAAUUUGCAAGUCUUUCCGUUCAGAAUGAGAAGUGUGUAGCAGAUGCAGAAAAAAACAUUCUGAACAUGCGACAGCAACAGAGCCAAUUACAGAAAAAGCUAAAAGAAGAGACUGAGAAAAAAAGGAAACUUGAACUGGCUGUUCAAAAGGACCAACAGCAAAUCAAGGAGCUUCAGUUAAGGACUGAACAGCAGCAGAAGAUGUUGAAGCUGAAAAAUGAAGAGAUUGCAUCUAUUCGAAGACAGAAGAGCUCUAAUAUACCAGACCAACUUCAGCUUAAAAUGGAAGAACAGAAGAAGUGGCUUGAUGAGGAGGUUGAGAAGGUGUUAAAAGAGCGUCAAGCUUUGAGUGAAUUGGAAGAUGACUUAAAGAAAAGGGAAGAGAGUAUUACUAAGAUGGAAGCCAUGCUUAAAGAGAAGAGCCAGCUAGAGAUGAAAAAGCUACGUUCAAGUCAAGCAAUAAACAGUGACAUGCUGAGGAUGUCGACACGUUUGAAUGCUGUAGAAAGUGAACUGAAGGAUAAGAGUAAGAAAUUGCACAGCAGUAAUAGUGAAGAUGAAAGAGGAAUAUCUGAGGAGGUCAAAGUCCUGCAGAAGGAGCGGGAUCAUCUCCUACAGAGGAGGGACAGCCUUGAUGAAAAACUAAAGAAUGGCACAGUGCUGUCACCAGAGGAAGAGCACAUCUUGUUCCAGUUGGAAGAAGGAAUAGAUGCCUUGGAGGCUGCCAUUGAGUAUAAAAAUGAAUGCAUUCAAAGCCGACAACAGGUCUUAAAAGAGUCCUCUCAAAUCCUCACACAGAGUGAAAACCAUGUCAUUGAAAAGUUCAGCUCCUUUUCUGCUGCCGAGACAAGAUCUAUCCUUGUCAAGUACUUCAAAAAGGUUGUGACUCUACGAGAGGCAGAACGGAAGCUGCAGCUGCAGUGCCAAGAGCUAAUUAUGAAAGUGUCGGAGCAGGAAAAUGUAGUGAGAGAGCUGGAGUCUGCUUUGGAGCAUCUUGCACUGCAAACUGACAGGAGGAUGACCCAGCAACAAAAGGAACAUGAACAAAAGAUGCAGCUUAUUCUACAGCACUUUAAAGAUAACGACAGUGGAGUCACUGCAGAAAACACCAAGAUAUAUGAAGCAAAGAUUGAGGAGUUGGAAAAGGAGCUUUACUUUUACAAGACUACCAGCCGAGAAUUGAGAAAAAGGCUGAGGGACUUGGUGGGAGAAUCUAAUGUGACCACUUCUAAAAACAAUGGCUCGGGUGACGUUCCUCAAAACAGGAACGAACCACCACCAGUGAUGACUAAGGAGCAGAAAUGGGCAUCAAAGAUUGAAAACCACAAAGCCAACAGGAAAUCGAAAGACACUGCAAAUAACAGGAUCCAGCAAACCAUGACCAGACUUGGAGAUCUUGCUGGGCCUGGAGAACAGGUCUCUGAAUCAUACAGGCAAAUCAGAAGGCACUUCUCUUCUGGAGAUGACCCAGAGGACUUCGUAGAACCACAUAGCAUAAAGUCUCAAGCUCAGCCUCCUACGCCAAUGACAAAAGCAGAAAUCAACAGAUCACCCCUUGUAGUAAAUGCAGUGAAACUGUCUCGACGAGAGGUGCGGCAGAUCUCUGUAUUAGAGCUAUCAACUAGACGCUCUAGCAUUGGAUCCAUAGUUGCAGAUUCAAUUGAACUUGCACAAAAGUCAACAGACUUUAAGUAGUAAGUUGAAGGAAACUUGUAGCACUUCAGCAUUUUCUUUUGUGAAAACAGAAAAGUUUAAAAGCCACUUGGCAAACCAAGGCCACUUUAUUUUUUUUUACCACUUUAUGUAAACUUAUAUUAAAAUCAAUAUGGAAGGUGCAAUUGGUAACCUUUUAGAAAAAUCCAUUUACUUUAUUGUCCCUGACCUAGAACAAUGAGCAUGCAGCAAGAGAAAUCGUAGUUAAGUCAGAACACCCGAUUCAUAUUUAUUCUCUAGGUCAGUGAUUUAAAAUAUUGAAACCAUUGGAUCAGCAAGAAAGCCGGGCAUCUAGUAUCUUAAGAAGGACAUUGACAAGACAAGCCCAUUCACAGCACAGGUUUUCUUUAAUAAGAAAAUGCCAGCACUAACUUUUGGACUACCAUAUUGUUGUCACUGUGUUUUUGAGAUUGUUUCAGUGGCGGCCCAUCCAUUAGGAGCGCCUGGGCGCCGGCCCCUCUCUCCUCUCCACACCCUCUAUGCAGUGGAAAGAUUCAUGCAUAGCAUGAAUCUAUCCAUGACCACCCCCUAUUCAUGUGUCCGGCCCCUUUCGGGUCACCGGGCACAUAAAUUACAGCGGCCAGGUUUUUUUUUUUUAUUAAGCACUUGAUUAGAGCCAUAGACUCUAAAAUGCUUCAAAAUAGCGUGGGCUUGGGUAGCAGAGCAUGCGUCCUAAGUCCAUCCAGGUGUGUUGCAACAGCGAAUGAAUAUUCGCUGUUGCAACACUGAUCCUCCUCCCGGCCAAUCUGGAAGUGGGUCUGGUACUCCUCACUCGAUUGUCUGACAGUACAGGCGAUCCUAUUGGACGCCUUGCAAGGAGGAGAGAAGAGAGACAACAGCGUCUCUAUGAGAGGAAAUGGAGCUGCUCCUGGGACACAUCUUGCUGCCAUUAACCCGCUACCUAACCCGCCACUAAGAUGUGGAAAGUGCUGGGCAG
Rana temporaria (common frog) is the source of this 5380-nucleotide messenger RNA. It is a transcript of the gene KIF27, whose product is annotated as kinesin family member 27. Bases 241 to 4425 code for a protein of 1394 amino acids. Gene Ontology annotation, molecular function: microtubule binding; ATP binding; microtubule motor activity. Gene Ontology annotation, biological process: microtubule-based movement; mitotic spindle organization. The record is from RefSeq and is a predicted model, not a curated record. The transcript has 18 exons. Lineage: Eukaryota; Metazoa; Chordata; Amphibia; Anura; Ranidae.